This is a messenger RNA of Bombus pyrosoma, 929 nucleotides long. RefSeq lists its product as uncharacterized. Lineage: Eukaryota; Metazoa; Arthropoda; Insecta; Hymenoptera; Apidae. The coding region runs from base 136 to 582 and encodes 148 amino acids. The record is from RefSeq and is a predicted model, not a curated record. The transcript has 2 exons.
UCGUGGAGGAGGUUGUGAAUAAUUACAGAUGAAUACAUACUUGUAACAGUCAAACUGUAAUGACAGAUCCAACUUACUGAGACAUAAAGUUGAGAACGACACUGAACUACGCAUUCACGAAUAAUUGAUAUCAUAAUGCGCACGAAGGGGACGCGCGCUGAGGAAACCGUCGGAGUAGCUUCCGAACGUGAGAGCAGGUGGUUCAGUUAUGGGAAAACAGGCCUCUAUGGAUAUUCAACGAGAGAUGUAGAUUUAAACAAUUUGUACGCUUGGAAUUACAACCUACUGAAGUUUAUGGGUAUCUGGCCGGAAGAGAGGAAAUGGAACCGAUCUUCCAGUUACCUUGUUCUAUUACCGUGUACCAUAAUGCUGUGCUUCGCAUGUGCUCCACAAACAAUUAACCUUCCGAUGAUCGCCGGUGACUCUGAUCUGGUGAUCGAGAAUCUAUCCAUUAAUAUUACCGUCAUGGUUUCCCUUAUAAAGACUCUGACUGUUUGGAUCAACGGCAUACGUAAGCAUUUCAGAAAAUUACACAACAACAAAUUAAACAACAAAUAUAGAUUUGUUUCCCUUUUUAACUAAAAAUACUGCCAAAUAUGCAGCUUAUAAAUCUCAUUGCAUUGUUAUAUUUUAUCAUAUUUUCUUAUCUAUUUACGUUAUAUUUUAAAAUAUUCUUUAAUCUUAUUCUAAUUGUUACACAAAAAGAUCUAUUAAGACGUAUUCUAUCUGAAAUUUCCUCCUGUUCCAAGCGUUAAAGUCUCUGCUAGGAUAUAUGGCCAAUGACUGGGACGCAGUGACGAAUAAUAUCGAACGAGAAACAAUGGUGAACACCGCGAGGAUCACUAGAAAAAUUACAAUAGGAAGCACAUUGAUGGUUAACGUCGUAAUUAUCGCUUUUGUGCCUGCACGAUUGUCUAGCAUGAAAAAUA